This is a messenger RNA of Crotalus tigris (Tiger rattlesnake), 5585 nucleotides long. RefSeq names its product transmembrane protein 200A (gene TMEM200A). The transcript is spliced from 6 exons. The record is from RefSeq and is a predicted model, not a curated record. Lineage: Eukaryota; Metazoa; Chordata; Lepidosauria; Squamata; Viperidae. The coding region runs from base 1282 to 2760 and encodes 492 amino acids.
GUAAAGUUUACUGCUUGGAAACAAUUCCUUUUUCGGUAUCCCAGUUCAGACAUCUGCCUUAAAUGCACAGGUGACAGAGACGGGAGGCUCAGUUGUUGCACACCUGGGCUGCUCCUAGCGCCCGCGGCUGCCUCACGAGCGGGCUUAUAGCCUGGGCGGGGAAAAGGCUCUCCUGCGGUCAGAGCGCGGGAGCGGCGCGGGCCCGCCCGCGCUUCCCCUCGAUCAACCGAGCGCUGAAAACUUUCGGAACCGCUUUCGUCGUCGUCCUCCUCCUCGCCUCUCCGUUGAGUGACGCCUCCCAUCGCCCGCCGCCACCGAGGAGGGACAGGCUGGCCCCGCCCCUCGGAAAGAGACUCCCACCAAUGCCACCUCUGCUUCUCCCACCGAGGCGACCGCCACAUCUGGCCGGCUUAAGGAGAGAGGAACAGGAGCGGCCUGGCGAGGCAAAGGACUUCCCAGGAAGUCCCGAACAAACGCCCCGGUUCGCCGGUUCUGUCAAACCUGACGGGGCGUUUCGGGGCUCCGUCUCGCGCCACGCGCGCCCUUUUUCUUGCUUCCUCCCCCUUCCUUCCCUUCUCUUCCCUGCCUGAGCAAUUCUGAAGAUGAGGAGGGGGAAGGGAAGAAACAAGAGAAGCGACACGGGUCUGGCUGCCUCCGAGCCGUCGCUUGCGUGAAGCCGAGGCGGGCGCGGAGGAGCCUUCGAAGAGCCCCAAGCGGUGGCUCCCGCCAGCCAAAGAAGGACCAAGAGUGAGCAACACUACUUUUCCCUUGGUUGACAGACGUGGUGAUGAGGCGUUUCAAUUCAUCCUAAAUGGCACUAGGAUUGUGGUCUCAACGGAGUUUUAAACUAGCCUGGUUGCAAAACAGAUUAUCAUAUUCAUAUGACCUGCUAAGACUUUAAAUGGACCCUAAAUUUGAACGUAUUUCUGCUCAAUCAUUCUGUAGAAGUAAAGAGGAGAGAGCUGACAUUAGGAAUCGGAUACUUCAUGAGUUACUUUUUCUGAUGUGGAUAUGAAUCUCUUGUUGGAAAAAUAUUGGAGUCUGGCCAUCCAUCUCAAAUUCAUGAGAUUAGAGAGAUAACAACAGUUAAAAAUACAAGAAAGAAACGUAACAAUAAAAACACACAUAUAUAAUCAGCAAUCAAGAUAACUGCUGGAUAGUGAUGAGCGACUGUCUAGAGGCAACAAGAUGCGAUUGCCACCACAGAUGGUUCUGAAGAGAAGUGAUGUUUGAAAGGACAGUCUUUUAAUAGUACCUGAGUGGGGAUCACAAUAGAAAAUUAUGAUAGCCACCGGAGGAGUCAUAACAGGACUGGCUGCCUUAAAAAGGCAAGAUUCUGCCAGAUCCCAACACCAUCUCAGUCGUGCAACAUCACCAGCUCCUGAGGAACAGAAACCAGCCAAGCGUCGGCCAAGGACGGAUGUGGUUGUAGUCCGAGGCAAAAUCCGACUGUAUUCCCCAUCAGGAUUCUUCCUUAUCCUGGGAGUGCUGAUUUCUUUCCUCGGAAUUGCUAUGGCCAUUCUUGGUUACUGGCCCCCAAAAGACUCAUUCCUGGAACCUGAAGACAGCUUGACACUAAACGAGACUCAGUUAAUAGGAAGAGGAGGGGGAUUUAUUAUGCGCUUCCUUGAGCAGCAUUUACAUUCUGAUAAAAUGAAAAUGCUGGGGCCUUUCACUAUGGGGAUUGGAAUAUUUAUUUUUAUUUGUGCAAAUGCCAUGCUUCAUGAAAACCGGGACAAGGAGACAAAAAUCAUACACAUGAGGGACAUCUAUUCCACUGUAAUUGACAUCCACACUCUGAGAAUCAGUGAGCAAAGGCAGCUGAACGGUGCCUAUACCGGCUUGGCAGGAGAGAAUGAAAUCAAGCAUGGUGGAAGCUCUUGUGCAUCCCGGCUGGCUGCAAAUACAAUUGCUCCUUUCUCAGGCUUUGCAAGCAACUUCCAAAGGGUUAGCAACGAUGAAGAGGAUGAACUUGCUGGAAAUGAGACCAAGAAAUCAAUCCCAAAUCUUAUGUCACCUUUGCUGAUGGAACACUCUGGUUCAGUCUUUGGCCUUUACCCUCACUCUGGGAAAGCGAGGGACGAAAGAAGCAGUGGCUCUCUGAAGUGUGAAACAAAAUCGAUUGUGUCAUCUUCCAUUAAUGCUUUCACAUUACCUGUAAUCAAACUGAAUAACUGUGUUAUUGAUGAACCAAGUAUUGACAAUAUCACUGAGGAUUUAUCAAGGAGUAGAGACAGACCUAGAAAUUUGUCCAUGGAUUCUUUGGCUCUCCCAUUAAUGAAUACUGGUGAUAGCUACAAAUCUGCCAAUGAUUUGUUGCCACGCAAUACUUUAUAUGGAGACUCUUCAUUCAGUCAGUUCAAAUCUUCAAUGACUCUUGGAGCCAGCACUGGACAGCUCUUAUCACCUGGUGCAGCCAGACAACAGUUCGGGUCUAACACCUCUUUGCAUCACUUGUCUGCACAUUCAAAAUCCCUAGACUUGGAUAGGGGUCCUUCUACUCUCACUGUCCAAGUUGAACAAAGAAAACAUCCAAGCUGGCCACGACUGGACCGUAGUAACAGCAAAGGUUAUAUGAAACUAGAAAAUAAGGAAGACCCUAUGGACAGGCUUCUCAUACCACCAGCUGCAGCGAAGAAAGACUUUACUAAUAAAGAAAAACUAUUGAUGAUUUCCAGAUCUCACAAUAAUUUGAGUUUUGAGCAUGAUGAGUUUUUGAGUAACAAUUUAAAGCGUGGAACUUCAGAAACAAGAUUUUGAUGAUCAGAUGACUACAGUUAAUAUAUUUGACAGUAUUUAUUUUAUAAAAUAAACAUUUUGAACCCUUCCUUUCAUUUCUUUUAGUGCAACCGUAUUCUUAUUGAAUAUUUCUCUCUGAUUAAAAUUGCCUUGUGUUUGAAAAUAUUUUUUUCAUCACAAUGACAAAAGUUUAAAGUUAAGUAGCUUGUUCAGGAAAACAUGGCCCUGACAUAAUGUUAUUUGGUUAGUGAUUGCAUUAGGUGGCAAUUGUAUGUAGAUUAAGAAAUAAUAUCUUAAUUUACAACUACUGUGCCACUUGUUCAGCAAGUUUGAGUGAUUUAAAUCCAGAUUGCUUUCUAGUCAGUUUUUUGUUUCUACAUAAGGAUGUUUUGUUUUGCUUUUGUUUUUCAUAGUUAAAAGUAGAGUUGUGGCUGAUUAAAUAAGUUUCAGUGUUCAGAACCAUCGGAGACUGCAAGUUUAAGAAUGAUGUUUUUGGCUCACAAUGGAAACAUAUAAAGUCUGAAGUACCAAGAUCAUAUUUGGUAUCAUUUGUAGAAUCCUCAAAGGUACUUAAGAUGAACUCAAAAUUUCUGGAUGUUUUUGUUUUCUCCCCUUUUCUGUAUCUAAAAGCUUUCAUCUGCUACCAGAGAGAAUUGUCAUUUGCCUCAGUUGCUACUGUUCAAAAAACAAAAGUCCAUAUCUAGUCUGAGCAUGGAGAAUUGCAUAGUGGUUUGAAUAUAAGCCAAAUAUGUUACAAGCAGAGGAUCCAAGGCUAUUGUCCUGCAAAACUUACCAAAAAUAAUAGUUUUUCCCAAUUAGAUAUGUUUGAAUGUCAAACCAGCAUUGAAAGUAAUAGUUUUAACAUAUCUGGAAGGUACAUGAUUGGAGAAUGCUAAAAUAUUACCUAUUCAGUAACUUUCCAUUUAUUUCAAUAGAUUGCACCCAUUUUUCUUUUAUAUAUAGGAAAAAUGUUAAGUGAAAUGACAUUAGAUAUUUGGGAUUUUCUGGAAAACGGGGAAUAUGCAAAUUAAAAAUAAUAGUAUGUACAUUUUCCGAAACUACCUAAUUCCUAUUUCAUGAAUGAAGAAGAUCCAUUAUUAUGGAUCUACUAUUAUAUCGAAGGACAUACAAGGUAGAUCUUUUGUUAUUUAUCACCCAGGGUUGAGUGGGAGGAAACUGAAACAAUUUUAUCAUCCUCUUCCCAAAAUUAUUUCUGAUGCAGUUUAACACAAAGGUCCUUGUAGCUUUAUUUGGCAGUUUAUCAAGGAGCGAUAUAUAUUGUUCUGGUAAAAAUGACCAAUAGUUAGAGAGGUGUUAACAAAGGUUUUUUUUUUUAAUCACUUCCUGCUUUAUCACUACUUCUUGCUGCAUCCUCUCUUUCCACCCCACCCAUCCACCAUUAGUCUGUUUACUGAAGAGAUUCAGCAAGCUGGUUAGAGAUCAUAGUAUUUCGUCAUCACGAGGGCCAUAUAUUGCUUAAACUCCAGAGAAGGGAAUUUUACAUUUUACAAGUGUUAACAUAGCUUGCCCUUUUGUAACAUAGAAACAAUGUUUAAAGUAAUGUAGGACUCACACCCAUACACACAUAUCCUUAGAGUUAUUUGAGGGAAGUCCUUGAUGCUCUCUGAGCCCUGUUGCACUGAUAAUGUUACCUAGUUUGGGUAGUGAAACGUCUGCAAGAAAACAACCAAGUUCAGGGAGCACUAAGGACCCCCUCAUUUCAACCCUGAGCUAAGAUAUUCUCCUUUAUUGUUACAAUUAUUUACCUGAAGUUUUGUUACGCUUCAAUUGUUGAGAAGUGUCUAUAUAGAAUUGUCAAGUUCUGGCAUUUCAUGAUUUCCACUGGAAGAUUAUGGAUGUAAUCACCAUUCAUAUUUUUUUAAAAUCUUUUAUCAGUUUUUCCAAGUUGGAUACAGUUGCUUCACUCCAAAAUUAAGUCUAUUAAAUAGCUUAAAAAAAAUCCUCCAACUGAUUCCUGUAACUGGUUCACCCUAUUGUUAUUUUUUUCUAUAAUGCAGAUAGCCUACACAAGUGUUCCUAGAAGACAGUGAAUUUAGAUGAAAUUUUUAAAUAACAGAAUUGGUGUCCUGUUGCCCAGUAUAAUUUUUCUGAACAUGAAAAAGAAAUUCAUUAUGCCUACCACCAUCCGUUAUGAAGCUCCUCUAGACCAUGUUUCUUUACUGUAACACAGCCAAUUGCAGUGAUAAAUCAGAUUGUGAAAUGCCACAAAGACAGCAAUACUGACACUGAAAAUUAUUGUUAAAUUAGUAGGGUGAAUGUUCAUUAGAAAUAAAUUCAUAUGCCUCUCUGAGAAGCCUUUCACAAUUUGGUGUUAUGCAGAUGUCAGUUUUUUUUCCAGCCAGCAAAUUAAAGUCCAUGCUGUCUGAGAUUUUGAAGCCCAAGAUUAUUUUAGUAGCAUCAAAUUGAAGAAGGCCACCCUGAAGCCUAUUCUUGCUUAAUAGGCAAGUAGUCCAUUCUUGUUUGUGGUUUUGCCUACAAGAUCACAGUAUUAAUUUAUCGAAAGAUGUUGGACAUAAUAUAAAUAACUCAGGAAUUGAUUUACUAGCUUCUCCCAAAAUAGUUAUAUGUCAAAAUUUACUUUUAAUUGACUGCGAAAGAUAUUUUUUCUAUAGUUGUCCAAGUCUGUAUUCUAAUAAACUCUUUCUGUGACAAAAGCAUUACUUGCCCAGUGAAUUGAGGCAUGGUGUUAACUUAUUAGAAUUUCAAGCCUAAAUAUUGUAACAGAGUUGACUCAAUAUUUUGCUAUGAAGCUUUUAAUAACUUUCUGGUCAGUGUUCUUAUUACAUUUACUAUUUUUUCAAAUAAAAGCAAAACAUAUAACUGCA